Epinephelus fuscoguttatus (brown-marbled grouper) is the source of this 2681-nucleotide messenger RNA. It is a transcript of the gene hid1b, whose product is annotated as HID1 domain containing b. The transcript has 19 exons. The coding region runs from base 48 to 2552 and encodes 834 amino acids. NCBI's taxonomy places the organism in Eukaryota, Metazoa, Chordata, Actinopteri, Perciformes, Serranidae. The record is from RefSeq and is a predicted model, not a curated record. Gene Ontology annotation, cellular component: Golgi medial cisterna; Golgi trans cisterna; membrane.
UUUCCGAGCGGCCCGUGAACGCAUCCUGAGCGCAGAGCGGCUGUCAGAUGAUGAGGAGAUUAUCCUCCUUCACUCAGACUCAGUGUUCACACGGAUCCAGACGGGCUGCAGGUGCUUUGGGACACAACAUGGGAAACGCCGACACCAAGCUUCACUUCAGGAAAGCGGUGAUUCAGCUCACAACUAAAACUCAGCCCGUAGAAGCCACAGACGACGCCUUCUGGGAUCAGUUCUGGGCCGACACCUCCACAACCGUCCAGGAUGUCUUCGCUCUGGUGCCGGCGGCCGAGAUCAGAGCCGUCAGAGAGGAGUCUCCGUCCAACCUGGCAACCCUCUGCUACAAGGCGGUGGAGAGGUUGGUCCAGGGUGCAGACUCCGGCUGCCCCUCAGAGAAAGAGCGUCAGAUCAUCCUGAACUGCACCCGCCUGCUCACCCGCAUCCUGCCCUACAUCUUUGAGGACGCCGACUGGAGAGGCUUCUUCUGGUCCACCGUGCCAGGAGCCGGCAGAGCAGGGCGUUUGGACGAAGAUGGCGAUGAGGAUGAAGCACGGCCGCUGGCUGAGUCGCUGCUGCUCGCCAUCGCCGACCUCCUGUUCUGUCCAGAUUUCACCGCUCAGAGCCACAAGAAGAGCAGCACGGACACAGCCGAGGACAUCCGAUCCAUAGACAGCUGUGAGUACAUCUGGGAGGCUGGUGUCGGCUUCGCUCAGUCUCCUCCUCCAAACUACGUCCACGACAUCAACAGGACGGAGCUGCUGAAGUUGCUCCUCACCUGUUUCUCUGAGGCCAUGUACCUUCCUCCGUCCUCUGACAGCGGUUAUCUCAACCCCUGGGUGUCCUUCUUCUGCUCCACAGAAAACAGACACGCCCUGCCUCUGUUCACCUCCCUGCUCAACGUGGUGUGUGCCUACGACCCCGUGGGCUACGGCAUCCCGUACAACCACCUGCUGUUCUCAGACCACCGGGAGCAGCUGGUGGAGCAGGCGCUACAGAUCCUUAUCGUCACCCUGGAGCAUGAGGCCGGGUCGGCCGCCAGCGCCGCCCUCCAGGCCCUGGACACCUCCACAUCGUCCUCAGCUGCAGAGGAGCAGGAGCCAGCUGCACCUGAUAACCUGUUUGUGAAUUAUCUCUCCAGGAUACACAGAGAGGAGGACUUGAGCUUCAUCCUGAAAGGUCUGGCGCGGCUGAUGAACAAUCCUCUGAUCCAGACUUACCUGCCUCGUUCCACCAAGAAGAUCCAGUUCCACCAGGAGCUGCUGAUCCUCUUCUGGAAGUUCUGCGACUUCAACAAGAAAUUCCUGUUCUUCGUGCUGAAGAGCAGCGACGUGUUGGACAUGCUGGUUCCCAUCCUCUUCAGCCUGAACGAUGCCAGAGCAGAUCAGUCUCGUGUUGGUCUCAUGCACAUUGGCGUGUUCAUCCUCCUGCUGCUGAGCGGAGAGAGGAACUUUGGCGUUCGUCUGAACAAGCCGUACACUCUGCGUGUCCCCAUGGACAUUCCUGUGUUCACGGGGACACACGCUGACCUGCUGAUCGUGAUCUUCCACAAGAUCAUCACCAGCGGACACCAGCGCCUGCAGCCUCUGUUUGACUGCCUGCUCACAAUCAUAGUGAACAUCUCUCCUUAUCUGAAGAGCCUGUCCAUGGUGGCGGCCAACAAGCUGCUCCACCUGCUGGAGGCCUUCUCCACCCCCUGGUUCCUCUUCUCCGCCCCCCAGAACCACCACCUGGUCUUCUUCCUGCUGGAGGUUUUCAACAACAUCAUCCAGUAUCAGUUUGAUGGGAACUGCAACCUCGUGUACGCCAUCAUCCGAAAGCGGAACGUGUUCCACCAGUUGGCCAACCUGCCGUCGGACACCGCGUCCAUUCAGAGGGCGCUGCAGAAGAAAAAGAAGUCUGGGAUAUCCAGGACCAACUCUGCAGAGACGGAGUCCAUGGAGGGCUCCAGACCAGCUGCAUCUGCAGAGCCCGGCACUCUGAAAGCCAGUUUGGAGGCCACUCCAGGAAUCGAUAAGAUAACAGAGAAGUCCCAGGUGAGCGUGGACGGUACGAUGGUCGCUGUGCCACAUUCAGACUCUCAACAGACGACGGCUGACAGCAGCGCAGCAGCUGGAGCCAGCGACACAGAGUCCAACUCAGAGAGAGACCCCGAGGUCUAUCACACAGAGUCAGAGGCAGCGAGGAGUCGGUUGUCAAGUGUGUCAUCAGCAGCAGCAGCCUGGAGCGCCAACACAGACUGGGUGUUGGCGUGGAAGGCGAAGCUUCCUCUACAAACCAUCAUGCGGCUGUUACAGGUCCUGGUCCCUCAGGUGGAGAAGAUCUGUAUCGACAAGGGUUUGACAGACGAGUCAGAAAUCCUUAAGUUCCUUCAACACGGCACGCUGGUCGGCCUCCUGCCCGUCCCUCAUCCCAUCCUCAUCAGGAAGUACCAAGCCAACGCCGGCACCGCCAUGUGGUUCCGCACCUACAUGUGGGGCGUGAUCUACCUACGCAACGUGGAUCCUCCAAUCUGGUACGACACGGACAUACGGCUCUUUGAGAUCCAGAGGAUUUAGAGCAGCUGCCGAAGGUUCUCUUCACACACUCGCCACCAACGAGAUCUCGCAGCUGUCCUGAGAUCAGAGGAACGAUUCUCUGGUGUUAUUUAAAGAAAACAAGCAGUGAUGAUGUCGUGCUUCGUUCUU